CUCCCGCGCCCUCUCGGCAGCCCGCGCCGGGCACAGCCGGACGCUCCUCGGCUCUCGCUGCCGGGCCAUGGGCCUCUGGCCCGUCCCGAUCCCCCGCGAGCCCGACCGGUCUGCGGCGUGACGGGCGGCCCAGAUGGUCACUAUGGGCCGGUGCUACUACAACCAGACCAUUGGCUUCUUCUACAACAACAGUGGCAAAGAGCUUAGCUCUCACUGGCGGCCCAAGGAUGUGACUGUGGUGGCCCUGGGGCUGACUGUCAGUGUGCUGGUGUUGCUGACCAACCUGCUGGUCAUAGCAGCCAUCGCCUCCAACCGCCGCUUCCACCAGCCCAUUUACUACCUGCUGGGCAACCUGGCUGCCGCCGACCUCUUCGCCGGUGUGGCCUACCUCUUCCUCAUGUUCCACACCGGUCCGCGCACCGCCCGGCUCUCACUUGAGGGCUGGUUUGUGCGGCAGGGCCUGCUGGACACAAGCCUGACGGCGUCCGUGGCCACACUGCUGGCCAUCGCCGUAGAGCGGCACCGCAGCGUGAUGGCCGUGCAGCUGCACAGCCGCCUGCCCCGUGGCCGUGUGGUCAUGCUCAUCGUGGGCGUGUGGGUGGCUGCGCUGGGCCUGGGGCUGCUGCCUGCCCACUCCUGGCACUGCCUCUGUGCCCUGGACCACUGUUCACGCAUGGCCCCCCUGCUCAGCCGCUCCUACCUGGCCGUCUGGGCACUGUCCAGCUUGCUUGUCUUCCUGCUCAUGGUGGCCGUCUACACCCGCAUUUUCUUCUAUGUGCGGCGGCGAGUGCAGCGCAUGGCAGAGCACGUCAGCUGCCACCCUCGCUACCGAGAGACUACGCUCAGCCUGGUCAAGACCGUUGUCAUCAUCCUAGGGGCAUUUGUGGUCUGCUGGACACCAGCCCAGGUGGUACUGCUCCUGGAUGGUCUGGACUGCAAAUCCUGCAACGUCCUGGCCGUAGAGAAGUAUUUCCUACUCUUGGCCGAGGCCAAUUCUCUGGUCAAUGCUGUAGUGUACUCAUGCCGAGAUGCUGAGAUGCGCCGCACCUUCCGCCGCCUCCUCUGCUGCGUGUGCCUCCGCCGGUCCACCCACACGUCUGCCCGCUCUGCAUCCUCUGCCCAGGCAAGUGCCAGUACUCGCAUCAUGCUUCCUGAAAAUGGCCACUCCCUGAUGGACUCCACUCUUUAGCUACCUUGGACUUCAGUGGGAUGCAGCAAGCACCACGUCUGCAGCCGCUGAUGCGGCGCCUGGCUCAACCCAACCAGUGGGACGGACUUAAAGGCAGACCCCUGGUCUGGCCUUGGCACAGCACCACUGCCAGCCCUCCCCAGGCACACAGCUAUGCCUACCCAGGGCACAGGAGUUUGGGGUCAUCUCCAAGUGCUAGGGAAGUCAGGUGGGGUGCAGGAAUCUGGCUGUCCAGUCAUCUCAGGUUUGGGGUUUUAUUAAUGGACAUUUUUUCUAUUUUUACUUUAUAUCCCUGGUAAGCCCUGUGGACUGAACGGUUCCUCCUGUAUGAUGCCAUGAGUGUUAAGGGUGGGAGAGACGAGGGCUGUCUCCGGCCAUCACGCCCAGCGUGACAGGUUAACAAGGAUGGACUGUGGACACACCAUCUUUCUGAAGGUGAUUCUUAAGCAGCACAAACUGAGGGGUGCUGAGCUGGGAAAGGUUUGUGGCCCCUGGCAUCCUCCACGGGCUGGCCUGUCCCUGUCAGAAUUGAGGGGUCCACAGGGAGGGCAUGAUAUGAGGAGUAAACCUUUUCACUCUGAGGUCUC
Messenger RNA from Propithecus coquereli (Coquerel's sifaka), 1776 nucleotides. RefSeq names its product lysophosphatidic acid receptor 2 (gene LPAR2). NCBI's taxonomy places the organism in Eukaryota, Metazoa, Chordata, Mammalia, Primates, Indriidae. Gene Ontology annotation, cellular component: membrane. Gene Ontology annotation, molecular function: lysophosphatidic acid receptor activity. The transcript is spliced from 3 exons. Gene Ontology annotation, biological process: G protein-coupled receptor signaling pathway. The record is from RefSeq and is a predicted model, not a curated record. The coding region runs from base 134 to 1189 and encodes 351 amino acids.